Molecule: messenger RNA, 1157 nt
Organism: Gymnogyps californianus (California condor)
Lineage: Eukaryota; Metazoa; Chordata; Aves; Accipitriformes; Cathartidae
Gene: SRP14
Product: signal recognition particle 14
Exons: 5
Coding region: 30-362 (110 amino acids)
Biological process (GO): SRP-dependent cotranslational protein targeting to membrane
Cellular component (GO): signal recognition particle, endoplasmic reticulum targeting
Molecular function (GO): 7S RNA binding; endoplasmic reticulum signal sequence receptor activity
Source: RefSeq, a predicted model, not a curated record
CGCGCGGCGUUUCCGGGCAGCGGUGCAGGAUGGUGCUGCUGGAGAGCGAGCAGUUCCUGACAGAGCUUACCAGACUCUUUCAAAAGUGCAGAACUUCGGGGAGUGUUUUCAUAACGCUGAAGAAAUAUGAUGGCCGAACAAAACCAGUCCCACGCAAAGGCCACGUAGAAAGUUUUGAACCAGCAGACAAUAAGUGUCUCCUAAGAGCAACUGAUGGAAAGAAGAAAAUUAGCACAGUGGUGAGCUCAAAGGAAGUAAAUAAAUUCCAGAUGGCAUAUUCAAAUUUGCUGAGAGCUAACAUGGAUGGCUUGAAGAAAAAAGACAAGAAAAGCAAAAACAAGAAGAGCAAAGCAACACAGUGAUGGAACAGUGUCCUACCAUCACUAUAACAGACUUGACCCUUGCUCAAAGCAAAGUCCAUUUCUUUUUGAGUUACCACUUGUCUUUGGCUUUCCUUCCAGCAGGAUACUGGGAUGCGAUCAGUACUUUUGUUUAAACUGAGAGCAGAAGGUGCUUUUUGUGGAUUGUUCUAUGGCAGGAGUAUUUACAGGGUUAUACUGAAAUAGCUUUACACUCAGCUGCCAACUAGUUUUGUACUUAUACUGCUGUUAGUUUUGUAUUAUACAAGUGGGCAGUGUAAAAUCUGUUUGGGGGGUAACAGGGUGGAGAGAAAUGCACUGCAGCAGGAGCAAAAAGUAAGACUGGAGCAGGAGUCUCAGUGACAGAUGCCCAGUUUUAUAGGUGAGCCUCAGUAGUACUAGGGAAUGUGGGUGCCAACAUAUUAUCAGGAACAGAAGCUUUUCUGUUUCUGUCUUAUUUUGAGGGACAUGUCUACAUGAUGCAGUGCAGACAUCCCUAAGGCAGCCAGCACAGUGCCUGAGCUCUUGCAGAGCCAGGUGGCUGUGCCUUUGCUCCGUGCUGACCCAGCUGUGCUGACCCUGGCUCACAGUGGGGGGGAGGGCAGGACUCUGCAUCAUUUUCCCUUCAGACAUGGCUUAAAAAUGCUCAUGUCACCUAAACUUUUUUUUUAAAGCUUCAUCCUUCAGUAUAUUCAGGGAUCUGAAUUUCCCCAUACUUCACAUCUUAAAGUAGCUCCUUCAUAUGAGCAGAUGUAAAAGGUGAAUAAAUUGUUCCUAUUAAAUACACUGAGAAAUGGA